UUCUGGACGGGAAGUUUAAAUACAAUCGAAGUUCGUAAAUUGAAGAGCUGAUCAAACAACGUAAAUAAUGCUUUUAAAAACGGGGUAUGGAAACAGAAUUUCAUUUUGACUGCUGUCAUUUUUUGUGCUACUGCAUGGCGGACAUGCCUAGUGUAAUGUAAUGGUGGCGGGAUUCUGUGGAUUUUUCUGCCUGAUGAAUAUGCUGGCUUUUGAUAUUGGAAAAGUGACCGCUGAAAGCCAAACAACUGCAUUAUACCACGACAGCCCAACAAGCUGCCGCAUAUUCGAGAAUAGUGACAUUAUAGGGCUGGUUGCUUUUUGUUCUGCCUUUCAACCCAAUGAAACCUCCUACAUCCUCCCAAACACAACAACUCGACUUCAACUUUUCCGCGUCGUUAACUUGUCCACAAAUAUUUCCUUAGCACCAAAUAUGGACCAGUUGUUGGUUUUGGAGAUGAUUGCUUGCAAUUUACAGAACAUUACAAGUGUCAUGUUUGAAGGCUUGAGAAACUUACAGAGAAUCUCUCUCAUGAAAAAUUCCAUAAUUGAACUUCCUCCUGAUACUUUCCGACACAAUCCUCUUUUAGAAAGUGUAGACUUGUCAAAUAAUUUUCUUUUUUCAAUUGAUAGAAUUACUCAUUCUCUCAGAAAUUUACGAUUGCUAAUGAACUUAAAUUUGUCCAAAAACAAAGGAAUAAGUUUCGUUUCUAAUGAGGAUUUUAAACCUAUGAAUAAUACUUCACUAAAAUCUUUGGAUUUAGCUGAUUGCAUAAUUGAACGAAUAGACGAUGAGGCAUUUAAGUGGUUUAACUGUCUGGCUUCGCUAAAUGUGUCAAGAAAUCUUCUUGGCGACAUAGCACUUAAAAAUUUGAGUAAUACUUUAUCCCAAGAUUGCUUGAAAGAUUUCCGAGCUUCAGAAAUGAGGGAUGAGAUGUAUUUUUCUUUGCAUUUCUUGUUGUGGUUGACAUAUUCCGAAGUUGAAUACUUAGAUUUAUCAAAGAAUAAGUUUUCUUAUUUUCCUUUAGAGGGGUAUCGUCAACUAAAGAUAUUGAAUGUAGAUUACUGUGGAAUAACAUUUGCUCCUUACCAAAAAUUUUCUGGAAUGUCCAAAUUGGAAAUUUUAUUAAUGAAACAGCAUUUCAUAAAAAAUAUAAAUCAGCAAUUUAAGUCAGCUUCAAAAUUAAAAAUUCUAGAUUUGAGUGAAUUUUCAGGAGAAAUUACUCUAAUGUCAGUAAAUAUCGCAGGUUAUGCUUUUGAAAAUCAGAAGGAACUUGAGAUUCUGUACAUGAAUUCUUUGCCUCUAAAGAAUGGGAUUCUCAAAAAUAUGUUUAAUGGGUUAUCAAAUUUAAAAGAAAUUUAUUUGAGCAGAUGUUAUAUUCCUCUCAUUGAAGAAUAUUCUUUCGAAACCUUAGAAAAUUUAGUUUCCAUUGAUCUAUCGAACAAUCUGAUAAGUGAGCUAGCUAACAAUACAUUAUUUGGACUUAGGAAUGUGAGGAAAAUAUUACUUGAUGGUAAUCGAUUGUCAUUCUUAAACAACAGUUAUCCUUUUGAAUUUACUCCCAAACUGGAAGUGUUAAGCUUGAACCAAAAUAAAAUAUUCAGCUUUCCUAGUGGAAUGUUUCUGAAUUUAAAUGUUUUGGGCAUUAUUCGAGUUGGCGAUAAUUUUAUUCAGCCUUGGACAGAAGAGAUUCUGCCUUUUUCUGGAAAUUUAACGUUAUUUAUGCUUAAGAAAAACAAAAUAAGUUUCUUUACUAAACUCAUGUUGGAGGAUCUGAACAAGGUAGAACUCGUUGAUUUUUCAGGAAAUCCAAUUAAUUGCUCCCACUGCAGCACUAAAGACUUGCAGAUCUGGUUAGAAUCGACGAACACUUCAUUCGUGAAACUGGCAUCAGAAGAAAAGAACUUUUUAUGCCAUGAGCCUCAAGAAUUGAAAGGAAUAACUGUUCCAAAUGCGGAUCUUGACUUUUUGGAUGAUUAUUGCAUUCCAAAGAAAGUGGAUGUAGCAAAAAUAAUUUAUUCGACAACUGUACCUUUAUUAGUAAUUGCCAUCAUUCUGGCCUUAGUGUGGUACCGCUGGCAUUGGAAUAUAAAAUAUAUGUUAUUCCUGGCUAGAUCGAGGACCAAGACCUACAAAGAUCAGGUGAAUGCUCAUCGAUAUGAAUUUGAUGCUUUUGUUUCUUACUGCGAUAAAGAUUUGCCAUGGAUUAGAAACGAAUUACUUCGAUCUUUAGAAACUGAAGAAGAUAGAAUCACUUGUUGCUUACCUGAUCGGGAUUUUAUCGCUGGAUGUUCCGUUCUUAACAAUAUUGCUGCAGCUAUAGAACAAAGCAGAACAACUCUUCUUAUUCUUAGUAACGAAUAUUUAAGUUCUGAUUGGUGUAAAUUUGAAGCCGAAAUUGCUCAACAUAAAUUAUUCGAAGACACUAGAAAUGGUUUAAUUUUGAUUCUUUUAGAACCUCUUCACAAAGAAAAAAUUACUAAAAAUCUUCAGUACGUUAUUCAGACGCGAACAUGCAUACAGUGGACUAAAAAUACAGCUGGAAAAAAGUUGUUCUGGAAGCGUAUACGGUUGGCAAUUAUGAAUCCUGAAGAAAAGACCUGGUUUACACACAUCACGUGAAAUUUCAAUUCAAAGUGAUUUUAUUAUUAUUAUCGAGAUCUCUGUGAACAAAAUUAUAAAAACAUAUGUUAUGAAAGCUAUUAUUUUUUUCCUAGUUCUUUAGGACCAUAAAAAAAGAUCAGAAAAUAAAAUAAAUUUAGUACCAAAAGUUAAGUACAUUCCUAGAUACUUUUCUAUGUAAAUGCUGUGAAGAUACAGACAUUUCUCAUAUUGAUAGAUCAGGUUUCCUAUAUCCUCUUAAAAAAAGUUGUCAUCGGUGAUCAGAGAUGGGCCUCAACGCUCCUUUGAAACUCCUCAUUUCUCUAGAAAUCAUUUGAAUCUUCUAAGCACUCGCUGCCUUAGACUGCCUCAUCGUGAUAAGGGAGUUUCACUGGGCGGAAUGGGUGAAGUACGUCGGGAGUUUAACUUCUGGUAGGGCUACCUUAGGCGUGAAGGCCAUUCCAUUAUGGCAAGCUAACGUCUACUGGAAUUGGAGCUAAGCCAGACUUCUAUUUUUGGUGCUUUAGUCUUAGGACACAGAAGCUGCCCAUUUUCCUCAUCUAUAAAAUAGAUUACAGUCUCCAAAAUCUUAAAAAUAUUGCACUGCUCAUUCUUUUUUUAUCUGGGCCUCUUCAAGCAGGAUCUUAUUGACAAUCCAUUGUUAAUAUUGAACUUCUUCAGGGUGUACAAUUACAUAGACUCUGUAUAGUUAUGCUGUUCUUGGGGAUGUGCAGCAGCAAUAACAAGCAUUCACACUCCAAAAUCGCUGGUAUGCUGUUCGGCCAGUUCGUAGUUUGGGAUAUUAGUAUCCUCCAUUUCUUUGAAACGAUUGGAUCAAUUUGUUGAACAAGAUUCUCUAUUACAACAGUCUUGCGCCCUCACCUUUCUUUAUGGAGAAUGCAGUUUAGAGCCGAACGAUAUUCAUUUGUUCUUGGAGUUGAAGAACUGCUUAUAAUAUCAAAAUAAUUAUUACAGAAUAAAUAAGGAGCUUCAAAGGAACUUUAAGGCCCAUCUCACAUCAUUGAUGGCAACUUUUCUCAAAGAAGGGAUAGAAAACCUGACCCACCGAUAUGACAAAUAUCGGAAUCUUCACGGUGAUUUAGUAGUAAUCAUGUUGUACAUAAUUUUCAAUAAUGAUUUUAUUUUGUUCUCUAUUUUUGUCUUUUUUUAUGGUUCAUCGGAGUUGGAAAAAGAAAAUCUAUCGUUAAACUAUUUUCUCAUACAUUCGAAACGACGCUAUUAUAUCAAUUUUUUUAAGUAAUUUUCAU
Molecule: messenger RNA, 3867 nt
Organism: Argiope bruennichi
Lineage: Eukaryota; Metazoa; Arthropoda; Arachnida; Araneae; Araneidae
Product: toll-like receptor 8
Exons: 2
Coding region: 161-2620 (819 amino acids)
Biological process (GO): sodium ion transmembrane transport; immune response; inflammatory response
Cellular component (GO): membrane
Molecular function (GO): protein binding; transmembrane signaling receptor activity; ligand-gated sodium channel activity
Source: RefSeq, a predicted model, not a curated record